This is a messenger RNA of Salvia miltiorrhiza (redroot sage), 3273 nucleotides long. Its product is annotated as nuclear pore complex protein NUP62-like. The record is from RefSeq and is a predicted model, not a curated record. Gene Ontology annotation, cellular component: nuclear pore; nuclear pore central transport channel. Gene Ontology annotation, biological process: protein import into nucleus; RNA export from nucleus. Lineage: Eukaryota; Viridiplantae; Streptophyta; Magnoliopsida; Lamiales; Lamiaceae. Gene Ontology annotation, molecular function: structural constituent of nuclear pore; phospholipid binding.
CCAUCCCAAACCCUUCUCUCAUUUUUCUUCACUCAAGCUGCCACAAACCGCUCACUGCUCUCUGUCGUCUCCAACUCGCACUGUUUAUGUGUAAAAUUGUUGUUGAAAUCACAUAUGGAAUUUUGAAAUUGUUGUUGUUGAAAUCACGUUUAGUUAGAAUUUUGGAGAAAGGAACUGUCAAAAUUUUCAUAUAAUAUUAGUACAGAUUUCAAAACCCUCAUUUCCCCCUCACGCAAAACCCAUCUCCGCCAAUCUGCGUAGGUUUCACGUUCGCCGCAAUGGCUGGCACAGGAUUCUCAUUCGGCUUCUCCAAUACUAGCUCCGCCUCCUCCGCACCUUCCUUCGGCAUUGCCUCCGGAACCACACCGGCCUCCGCCGCCUCACCUUCUUUUGGCGUCGCUUCCGGAACCUCAUCCACACCUUUAUUUGGUUUUGGCUCCGCACCGACGUCCUCCUCCACAUCGUCUUUUGGCUUUGCCUCCAACCCUAGCUCCGCAAAUUCGUUUGGCUUUGGGUCGGGAACCGGCUCAUCUCCGUUCGGCGCUUCCUCGCUAUUCGGCUCAUCCUCUUCGGCCGCGGCCAACAUUUUUGGAUCAACUCCCGGCGGAGCUCCGACUCCUGGCAUUUUCGGAUCCUCGUCUUCAGGUACAGGCCAAACAGCUAACGCAUUCGGUUCUGCGGCUUCGAACCCCGCUCCAACAACUCCCCCGCCUUCCUCAUCUCCGUUUGGCACCCAAUCGGCCUUUGGAUCCCCUGCUCCCGGAUCCAACCUUUUCGGCUCGGGUGCUCCAACUCCCAGUCUAUUCGGCAAUUCUUCUUCUUCCGCAGCUUCUGCGAGCAACACCGGCUCACUUUUUGGGUCAGGGACGAGCGCAACACCUAACCCUUUUGGAUCAACCACAGCUGGGUCAGGGGCGAAUGCAACACCUAAUCUUUUCGGAUCAACCACAGCUGGGUCAGGGGCGAGUGCAACACCUAAUCUUUUCGGAUCAACCACAGCUGGGUCAGGGGCGAGUGCAACACCUAAUCUUUUCGGAUCAACCACAGCUGGGUCAGGGGCGAGUGCAACACCUAAUCUUUUCGGAUCAACCACAGCUGGGUCAGGGGCGAGUCCAACACCUAAUCUUUUCGGAUCAACCACAGCUGGGUCAGGGGCGAGUGCAACACCUAAUCUUUUCGGAUCAACCACAGCUGGGUCAGGGGCGAGUCCAACACCUAAUCUUUUCGGAUCAACCACAGCUGGGUCAGGGGCGAGUGCAACACCUAAUCUUUUCGGAUCAACCACAGCUGGGUCAGGGGCGAGUCCAACACCUAAUCUUUUCGGAUCAACCACAGCUGGGUCAGGGGCGAGUGCAACACCUAAUCUUUUCGGAUCAACCACAGCUGGGUCAGGGUCAGGGGCGAGUGCAACACCUAAUCUUUUCGGAUCAACCACAGCUGGGUCAGGGGCGACCGCCAGUGCACCAGCAUUUGGGUCGGGCCUGGCCCUGAACGCAGGGCAAUUUGGGUCGUCGGCUUCAGCGCCGUCCACACCACAGUUUGGGGUGAGUUCUGCGCCUGCAGGCGUAUUUGGAUCCUCAGCCCCAGCUUCUACAGGAGGCAAUUCUACAUCCUUGUUUGGGGCAAGUUCUGGAUCAACUCCUGGUCUUUUUGGGUCUUCCAACUUAUUCGGAUCAUCCUCUGCUUCGCCAUUUGGUGUGGCGCCGUCAACCACUUCUUCAAGUUCAGCUUCACCUACUUCUGGAUUUUCGUUUCCCACUUCAAGUUCAGCUGCUUCAGCACCCGGGUUCUCGUUCCCCAGUGCUUCGGCUUCAGUUUCUGCUGCGCCUGGACUUUCUCUUCCCGCAUCAUCAGCGACGUCGGCUCCUGCAUUUUCAUUUAAUACAGCUUCUGGCACCACUUCUGGCAUUUCGUUUUUGAAGAGCACCACUAGCUCUGCCUCCUCAGCAUCAGCCACAACAUCUCUAUCUUCUUCACCUGGUUUUUCAUUUGCUUCGGCACCCUCUCUUUCAAGUGCUUCGGCCUCAAAAAGUCAGUCACCUCUCUUUUCAACUGUCACAACUACUACCACAACCAGUGCUUCAGCUCCUGCCGCAUUAAGUGUGUCUUCUGCUAGUACCAGUGCAAGUCCUGGUUUGACGUUUCCAUCAUUGACCGUGUCUGCACCGGGGACCAGUGCAUCUGCUCCAACUUCAGGGUUUACAGGUUUUGGCACAACUAGUACGCCUGCAUCAUCCUCUGGAAGCGCAAGUUCUUUCUCAUUAUCUUUGAAAACACCCGCAACUGGAGCCUCACAAGCACAAUCAAGCGUGGCGCUGCCUUCUUUUGGUGUUUCAGCUGCAAGCUCAACAACGGCAGUGAGCUCAAGUACCAGUUCUGCUGCUCAGACAUCAUCUAUCCUUGUUGCAGCUUCCAGUAGUGGGACUGCUCCAGUCACCAGUGCGGCACCAACUUCUACACCAAAGUUACCAUCUGAAAUCACUGGGAAAACAGUUGAGGAGAUCAUUAAAGAAUGGAAUGGGGAACUUCAGGAGCGUACUGGGAAGUUUAGGAAACAAGCUAAUGCUAUAGCUGAGUGGGAUCGCAGGAUUCUGCAGAAUCGUGAUAUUCUUCUUGGGCUUGAGAGUGAAGUUGCAAAAGUAGUUGAAACGCAAGGUAGUUUGGAGCGGCAGCUGGAGCUAAUUGAAACUCAUCAAGAUGAGGUUGACAAGGCCCUGCAAAGCAUGGAGGAGGAAGCUGAGCGACUGUAUAAAGAGGAGCGUGGAAUGCUUCUUGAUGAUGAUGCUGCAUCAACAAGAGAUGCAAUGUACGAGCAGGCUGAAGUGAUAGAGCGGGGAUUGGAGCAGAUGACGGAACAGAUCAAAUCGAUUAUAAACAGUCUUAAUGCCAGUCAAGGUGGAGAGCUUGAAGCAACAGACGGAAUGACUCCCCUUGAUGUUGUUGUUCGCAUAAACAAUCAGCUUAGUUCGUUGAUGUGGAUUGAUGAGAAGGCUGAGGAAUUCUCUUCGCGGAUUCAGAAGCUUGCUAGCCACGGCUCUGCUGCAGAUCGUGAACUGAGCGGCCCUAAGCUGUGGUUGAACUGAGACAGCGAAUGCUGCUCGAAAUUUUCCGAGGGAGGGUAACAUUGAUAGGCUUCGACUGCGCACAGAAUGCUUCGAUGUUUUUUCAAGUAGAGAUGUUGAGAAAACUAUAAUCUCUUGUGACACGAUUCAGUUAUACCUGUGUAUAUUGCUAUCUUUGCAGUUCUAGUUGAUUCAGAGUCUUUUUUGCUUA